GAUUGGAAGGACACCAAGAAUAGGAGAAGAGACGUUGGGAAGAAUGCAGAAGUUGUGUUGAUUUGAUGGUGUAAGUUGCGUGUUGGCAGCUUUGCUGCAUGUACACUUUGCUGUUUUGUUGGAACAUAUCUUUGCCAAGCCUAGUGUGGUUCUGGUAUGCGUUUUGUGAGGAAAGUAUGCCUUGGUCUUGAGCCAUUGGGGACGGCCCAGUGAAGGCAUGCUAGGCUCCAUCAAGUCCAUGCGAGCAGCUGCAGACAAGAUGGGGCAAACUGAUUUGGUGAUGGUGAUGCUCAAAUCAGAUGCCAAACACAUGACAGCCAAGAUUGAGAAGCUCUUUCAAAAGUGGGAGCUCAAAUUGCACACUGUUGAUUGGGACGUGCCACCAAAUAUGAAGCAUUAUCCAAAGACCGAUUGGUGUGGACACCAAGAUCUGAUUCGCUUAAAUGUCCUUGGCCUCGAGGGCUAUGAUGCGGUGGCUUACUUUGAUGGUGAUUGCGAGUUUCAGGGCGACAUCACUCCAAUGAUGCGGUGCGCAGCUUCAGGGACGUUCUUAAGUACUUCCGGAGGUAUGGGAGAAGCAUUGAACGUGGGCUUUUUUGCUGUGAAGCCAGACCGGCGUUUGGUGGAGGCUGCAGUUUUCUUUGCUCAGCAAAAUGCAUUCGACCACAACACUGGCUGGGGGGGCGCUGGCUGGGCGCCGAAUGGUGGCUAUUAUGUGGGUGGCGAGUGCGGACAGGGCUUCUUCUACACCUUGUUCUACAGGAAAAGCCCAGGUAGCCAAAGCGCGCUGGAACAUGUUGGCUUAUGGGACACCUUCAAGUCAGCUCAAUUGGACCGUUGCAUUUGGAACUAUCAGACUGACAGCUCCUGUCGAAAAGAUUUAGACUGCCGGCAUGUCCGAGUCCAUCACAAGCCCACAAGAGAACGGGGCUCAGAGAAGGAGUGUGACAAGCUGCAAUUUAGGCACCGGCGUGAUAGCCUACUUCACAGGCAGACCAUCUCCAGACCUCCGCUGACUGCUGAGCAGCUACGCUGGGCCCAGGAAGGGCGCUUAUUGAAGCAUUCUGCUGGGUUGUGUUUGCGACCCUCAGAAGAGGAGGGCGAUGGGACCCUGAUGCUACUAAGCUGUUCCUUCCCACCAGUGGAGCAAAACAUUCGCUUGGUGGGUGAAGUCGGCAAAGCCAACAGCUUUCUGUUGAAGCAGGGUGGUCAGUGCACCCAUGUUGAGGGCGAUGAGGACCCAGAGAUGAUCCCGAAGGAGCCGAAACUGGCCUUUCCGGUGGAUUGCGCAGCCCAUUUGCAGACGAGGGUCGACAUAUUCGAACUGGAACAGAAUCAACAGUUCACUGUGGGGGCCAGGGUUUGUCUCUUAGGAAAAUACAGCUAAUCCAUGGGUCAUUUAUCAAAGCUGUGUGCAGAGGGUGUUUGAGCAGCUUGGCUGUUUGCCUUCCGGGUCCGAUGUGUCUAGGGUUUGACAAAUAAGCAGACAACCUGUGAGGAAGCUUUUGAUGGAUCUGAAGGGCCGACAUUAGAGUUGAAGCUGCUAGGAGUGUAGGCUGGCGCCACCUUUCUGUUGACUGUUCUUGGGCUCAGCUGGAGCCUCUCUCGUGUCAGACGCUUUCCUUCUCCUUUUUCACGCACGGACACCAUAUACAUACACAUAGAAACAGAACAAAUCAUGUUUUGAGUGUGAAAAGGCCAAAGGGUGAAAUAUUAUACUUUGGAUGUAGUUUCUGCAAUGCAUUCCCUUGGGAUCCAAGGCUGCUACAACCAACCAGCCGCGCUUCAAGAAGAUCCCUUCCACUGCUGUGAAGGGCGGAUUUCUCAUACAGCACGAAUCAGGGCGCUGCAUUCAUCCAUAUGAAGGUGCAGUGGAUCCCAGACAGAACACAGAUGUGAUCCUUCACUCUGAUUGCAACACAGAUCGGAAGGCGCUCACGUGGAUUGAGGAGUGAAUGUCCAACUCGUGGAAGACGCGUCCAACGUCUUGUGUCGAAUCGGUCCUCAAAGACGUCCAACAGAUCACUGGAGUUUCUGGAGGUGUGAACUUGGAGAUCCUUGCAGCACCUUGCAGAUCAGCUUUCAAGGAUUUUGAAGGGGCACGUUCACUGCAAGGUUGAGAAGACGAAGAAGAUGUUCCACCGACCAUGGAGUGUGUUUAUCCAGGAUGCUCGAGUUUCUACACUUCGCUUGUGUGCAG
Molecule: messenger RNA, 2200 nt
Organism: Durusdinium trenchii
Lineage: Eukaryota; Dinophyceae; Suessiales; Symbiodiniaceae
Source: the annotation of a GenBank genome assembly